GUUGCAUAGAAAUUUCGAAAAAAAAAAAAAGAAAAGAUCGGCCACCUCCUGCGCGAUUUUUUCUCCAAUUGUCGUACUCAACGAUUGCAACAACAGCGAUCGCGCUUACACGUUUUCUGAACUUGAUUUGGCCGCCUGAAUAUGUGCGAUCAUCAGUUUGGUAAUUGCGCUGCACCAGUUCAGACAACAUGCUGCAAUCGACUGUCGUGGCCGGCCAAGUCCUUGGUAGAACCGCCGCCUUAAUCCGAAUCGGGCUCCUGCUGAUGACGAUUAUUCCGAGGGUUAGUCCAGGACUGGGAGCUAACGGCAAUAUCGGCAACAACGGCAGUGUCAGCAUACAGCACCGGCUUUAUCGGCAGAGCAGGCAGAUGCUGAUCGACAGCGAGGAUCAGUUCCUGGCGCUUAGUGAGGAUCAUCGGAAGCUGGGCGAUGGAUUGAUCAGAAGUGCCAGGCGCAGCAGUCACCGGGAGCCGAAGUUCAUCAGCUUCACGACCAAGAACGACAACAUCGAGGUCGAAAUAGAUUUUGCCAUCCCGUUUCUCACGAUCCCUGUGAAGGAUUCCGUUGAUGGAGUGAUGGGGUCGAUCAUGAAGGGCGUCCCAGCGCUGAACGUAAACGUUGGUGCGGUUAUCCUUGCGGGAGUUCUAGCGAUAGCUGGAGCCGUUUUGGGAGCAGUCGUUCGAAUUUUCAGAGGCAACGGACUGUCAAACCCUCUGGCAGCACUCGGCCUAAUGCGCGAAACGGAAAGACAAGAACGAGCAGGGACAACCGACCCGAAUCACCUGUGGACUCUGAUGGAAGCGGUGGACAAGAGUCUGCAGAAGUUCAACAUCGAUUCGACGGCGUGCACGCAAAGGGCGGUCUGCUGGUACGUGAAGGAAGCCAUGAACAACGUCAACGAGAGGCGAGCUAGCAGAAUGGACACGGUGAUCAACGGGCUGAGCGAAGCGGAAUGGGCACUGAAAUUUACCACCGGUACGGCGAUCGAAGACGCGAUCCGUACCGGACGAAGAAACGUGAACUGCGGGCAAGCGUAUCCGUCCUGUCGGAUCAAGGCGGAUACGGUGCGAAGGAUACUGAAGCACUCGAAAUCGAGGAAGUGAUCUUUAUCAUUAGGAGUAACUCCUUAGAUUAGCUUAG
Messenger RNA from Aedes aegypti (yellow fever mosquito), 1140 nucleotides. RefSeq lists its product as uncharacterized. The transcript is spliced from 3 exons. The coding region runs from base 189 to 1103 and encodes 304 amino acids. The record is from RefSeq and is a predicted model, not a curated record. NCBI's taxonomy places the organism in Eukaryota, Metazoa, Arthropoda, Insecta, Diptera, Culicidae.